Molecule: messenger RNA, 468 nt
Organism: Rotaria sp. Silwood2
Lineage: Eukaryota; Metazoa; Rotifera; Eurotatoria; Philodinida; Philodinidae
Source: the annotation of a GenBank genome assembly
AUGGAACGUAUUCUUCUUGCUUCAAAUUAUCCUAAUUUAUAUAAACUUGGUUUACAUGGUCUUGAUAUGGAAAAAGCUAUAUCUCUAGUUUUUCACGAUACUGCUUUGCCUCAUGUAAACAAAGAUAAAAUAUCGUCACUUGUUUUCAAUAUAAACAAAAAUAAAGAUGAAAUUUUAGCAUUACAAGUUGGCAGUAUUAUAUUUGCACGUAUCUUUACUAUGUUCAUCAAUUUAAAAAAUUUAAAUUUUGAUCCAUUUUCAAAUUCACAUCAGCUAAUAUCAUUUGACAUGUCACCUCCGACUGUUUUUUCUUCAAAUCUAUUAGAAUUACAUAUUCAUGUGGGUGAUAUUAUUGAUUGUCUUUAUUUACUUGAUGGACGUUUCAAUCAACUUCAAACAUUUCAUGUUACUAUUAUGUAUAUUUGCUCUAAAGGUUUAACAAUCAAUAAUGAAGUAGAUGAGUUCUGA